This is a messenger RNA of Dothidotthia symphoricarpi CBS 119687, 1185 nucleotides long. Its product is annotated as glycoside hydrolase family 5 protein. The transcript has a single exon. The record is from RefSeq and is a predicted model, not a curated record. Lineage: Eukaryota; Fungi; Ascomycota; Dothideomycetes; Pleosporales; Dothidotthiaceae. Gene Ontology annotation, molecular function: glucan exo-1,3-beta-glucosidase activity. Gene Ontology annotation, biological process: glucan catabolic process. Gene Ontology annotation, cellular component: cell surface; extracellular region. The coding region runs from base 1 to 1185 and encodes 394 amino acids.
AUGAUUGCCCUCCUGGUUUUCGCAGUCUCUAUCCUUGGUCUUUCCGCCACUGCUUUAGCACGCCCGAGUGCACACCCCCCUCAAAAAUACAUUAAUUGGAAGACAUUCAAAGCCAACGGAGUCAACCUUGGUGGUUGGCUCGUGCAGGAAGAAUUCAUCGACUCGUCCUGGUGGAAUCAAACCUGUGGCGACACACAUGAUGAAUGGAACUGCUGUAUCAGCCUCGGCGCUCAAUGUGGCCCUGUUCUGGAACGGCGUUACGCAACUUACUUCAAGCCGGCCGAUAUCGACAAGCUGGCCUCUGCCGGCGUGAACACUCUCCGCAUCCCGACCACGUAUGCGGCCUGGGUCAAAGUUCCUGGCAGCGAACUCUAUUCUGGCAACCAAGUCUCAUUCUUCAAAAAGAUUGCUUCUUAUGCCAUUUCUAAAUAUGGCAUGCACAUCAUUCUCGAUAUCCAUUCCUUGCCUGGCGGUACGAACGGUCAGGGACACGGCGAAGCCGAAGGCCAUUUCAGCUGGUUCAACAACCAAACCAACCUUGACUACUCGCUGAAAGUUGUUGAUGCGGCCCUAGAAUUCAUAAAAUGCUCGGAUAGCCCACAAUCAUAUAGUCUUGCCCCAAUCAACGAACCGGUCGACAACCAUGACAUCACGAUGUUCGGCACACCAGCCUCGUUGUCGGAUAACGGUGUGGCUUGGGUGCAAAAGUAUCUCAAUGCUGCCAUUGCAAAGACAGAAGCAGUGGAUUCAAAGAUUCCUGUCAUGGUCCAGGGCGGGUUCAGAAGUGCAGCGUUCUGGUCUCCUCGAUUUCCUGCUGGCACAAACUUGGUCUUUGACGUGCACAACUACUACUUUGUUGGACGUCCCACCGACUCCGACACUGUUCAAGCCGAUAUUUGCUCCGAUGCUAAAAGUUCCGCCAGUGAUAGCAAAUUCCCCGUCUUCGUCGGCGAGUGGUCUAUCCAAACGGCCGCGAACAACAAGUUCGCAAAUCGUGCAAAGAACCUGAACACAGGGCUCUAUGCUUUUGGAAAAUUUACGCAGGGAAGUGCGUAUUGGUCUGCCAGAGUCAACGGGAGCGGUAAGGUAGAUGGUGAAGGUGUCCAGGGGGAUUAUUGGAGCUAUUUAUCAUUCAUUGCCAUGGGCAUCAUCAAUCCCAGCCAAGGCCGGCAAUAUUGUCUUUAG